UUACAAAUUCUCUGAUUUAAAACAUUCUACGCAAGUAAACUUUAAAAUGGCGACCUCGAUCCGAACUUCUCCAGUAAAAUCGACAGCACAUAAACGCCGGUUCGGAAGUUUCGGAGCAUUCACUGCUUCUGGACAGGAUAACGGCGCUGGACGAUGGGCACCAAGAAAGUACCGUAAAUGGGCUUCGCAGGGGGCGACACUGACACAGACGUGCGUCCCGGACCCUCGAACGGCGUCUUCUGCAGGAUAA
Laccaria bicolor S238N-H82 is the source of this 250-nucleotide messenger RNA. RefSeq lists its product as uncharacterized. The transcript has a single exon. The coding region runs from base 47 to 250 and encodes 67 amino acids. Lineage: Eukaryota; Fungi; Basidiomycota; Agaricomycetes; Agaricales; Hydnangiaceae. The record is from RefSeq and is a predicted model, not a curated record.